AUGGCGUAUAAGAGCCUGACCAAAGCACUUAAAACAAGUUCCCCACUCAAACCUUUCCAAAGUCUUUCAUCGACACCUUCCCCAUCGUAUCCAUGGAUUCCUUCACUGCUAUCACCUCCUACUUCUUCACCUCCGCUCAGACCGCAAAGGAGGACAUCCGCAUCGAGACCAUUGAGCCCGUCGACAUGGACGGUUCUGGAGGAGGUUCCAGCGGUUGUGUUGUUGUUUGAAUGGCAAUCUCCGUUUUUGCAUGAUGUGGAAGUGAUCACACCGCUCGCUCUGAAUAGCAUCCCUCCCACGCACAUUAUCGCUUUCGUUCCCCGACCUCCCGGUCCCUUGCGCUACCCAUUUCGGGCCAUCCCACCUCAUUUCAUCAACUUGACUUAUUCUUAUCUUCGUUCUCCAUUGUGGACUCUAUGGUGGUCGUCGCCUUUUGGUCUUUCGGAUUUCGUUCAUGCUGUGUCUGACCAUUGUUGA
Molecule: messenger RNA, 477 nt
Organism: Cantharellus anzutake
Lineage: Eukaryota; Fungi; Basidiomycota; Agaricomycetes; Cantharellales; Hydnaceae
Exons: 3
Coding region: 1-477 (158 amino acids)
Source: RefSeq, a predicted model, not a curated record